AUGAGGAUGAGGUUGAGGGUGGAGAAGGUGCGGGCGGUGGUUGAUUGCCAGUGCCUCGCUGGUGCCUUGCUGGAAAGGAAUCGUGAUGGUGGUACGCCAGAUAGUGGGCGUUUGGCAAGUUCGAUUCGCUGGACAAUUGGAGGCUGGACAUGGACCGUUCCCAACAGUCACCCGCUGAAGAUUUCACGGGUGUGUUUCUUGCACGCCAAGCUUUACGUCCUUGCCGACACGUACGCGAUAUUCGAUCUCAUGAAAAUGGGCAAACAGAAGUUAAUGUACGUCCUUGAUUGGUUCAAGCUCUACAAGGAAAGUAUUGGCCACGUAGCAGCUCUUAUUGGGUACCUCUACAAGAACAUGGAGCUACCCCCCACGUUGAAUACAAAACAAACAAACAAACUCUACAAGAACAUCCGCACUACCGAUGCCAUCCGAGAGGUGCUUGUUACAUACGGAGCAACUUUCAUAGAGGACGUCAUAGAAGGCACCAACUGCAAACCCGAACCGUAA
This is a messenger RNA of Anthostomella pinea, 507 nucleotides long. Lineage: Eukaryota; Fungi; Ascomycota; Sordariomycetes; Xylariales; Xylariaceae. The record is from the annotation of a GenBank genome assembly.